AUGGCGUCCGACUUGAACAUCUCCAUCUCCAGCCGAAGCCCGCCGGCUAACCAAUUUGUGCAGCCAGCGUGGCGAGUGGCGCUAUGGGCCCUUGCUUACUGCGCUGUUGUCGGUGUGGCUCUGAUCGGGAACGCGGUGGUCAUCUGGAUCAUCCUGGCGCACAAGCGCAUGAGGACUGUCACUAACUAUUUGCUGCUCAACUUGGCGGUGUGCGAUGCGUCUACGGCUGCCUUCAACACGCUCGUCAAUUUCGUCUACGCCGCGCACGGAGAAUGGUACUUCGGGGCGCUCUACUGCAGAUUUCACAACUUGUUCCCCGUCACGGCGGUGUUCGCCAGCAUUUACACCAUGACCGCGAUUGCUAUUGACAGGUACAUGGCCAUCAUCCAUCCGCUAAAGCCUCGCCUGUCAGCCAAAGCCACUCUGACCGUGAUCGUGACUAUCUGGAGUCUGGCAGUAGUCUUGGCGCUCCCUCUCGGCUACUUCUCCACAAUUGCAGUCCUGCCUCACAGGACCCUUUGCUACAUAGCCUGGCCCCGCAUGGAAGACGACCCCUUCAUGUACCACAUCAUUGUGACGGUCCUGGUCUAUGUGGUGCCUUUAGUCGUGAUGGCCAUCACUUAUUUAAUUAUUGGUGUAACCCUGUGGGGAGGGGAGAUCCCUGGAGACACAUCUGAUAACUAUCAUGGGCAGCUGCGGGCAAAAAGAAAGAUCGUUAAGAUGAUGAUGAUUGUAGUGGUCACCUUCGCCCUCUGCUGGCUGCCUUAUCACAUCUACUUCAUGGUGACAGGCCUCAACAAACGUCUGGGCAAGUGGAAGGCCAUCCAGCAGGUUUACCUGGCAGUAAUGUGGCUUGCUAUGAGUUCCACCAUGUACAACCCUAUUAUUUACUGCUGCCUCAAUAGCAGGUUCCGGGCUGGCUUCAAGUGUGUUUUCCGCUGGUGUCCGUUCAUCCGGGUUUCCAGCAAAGAUGAGCUGGAGCUUCAGAACAGACGGCACCGCCCGGACCGCCAGAGCAGCAUGUGCACGCUCUCGCAGGUUGAUACCAGCAUCCUCAGCAAGGACAAGGGUGUAUGCUCACACGAAAACACACGUACAGAAGGUCCAAAGUGUAAUCUUCAGCGUGAUAGUGAAGGUGGUUAG
Messenger RNA from Nerophis lumbriciformis (worm pipefish), 1143 nucleotides. The record is from RefSeq and is a predicted model, not a curated record. Lineage: Eukaryota; Metazoa; Chordata; Actinopteri; Syngnathiformes; Syngnathidae.